UGGUGUUGAAAUGUACUAGUUCUGAAUCAGGAAAAGAAAUGUUUGUGUUGAUGUUACCUAAGUCAGAGAAAACCCAAUUUUUGGACUUUUGGGAUCGUUGAUAUGGAAGCAGGUUGGUUCCUACAUUAGGCCUGCUCUGACUCCGGAUGAGUUGACUCAAAUGGUAAACUGCUUGCAUUGCAUUUUUACUCUUAAGGUUUGAUUAAAUAAUGAUCAAAAACAGUUCCAAAACAACUGAUAUAUCGGUCAAAAGCCCAUAAAAGAGUAAAAUGAUAAUACAGCGCUUUAACCAGAUUCGAAAAUCGGGUUGAACGCUGAAAAAAAAGAAACUCAAAAGUUAGUCUUCCUUAAUCAGUGGAUUCUGAUUAAGAGAUUCAUCGAAAACGAAAGACUUGCGCCACAUUUCCUUCAUAUGGGGUUUUUGACUGAUGAAUUAGUAUCUUAACUUUGUAACAAAUUAAUUCGCAAACAAAUACAAAUACACUGCAAAUCCACCCAAACCAGACAACAUUCGGUAUCGGAAAUUCCCCACCAUUCGGCUCGUCGAUCCGUUGUAAACGACGGCUACUCGUUGCAUACAUACUUUGGAUAAUGUCUUGGUUUUCUUCCUUAGCCCACUUAUCGAUCAACCCAGCAGUUUGCAUACGGUGAAGGAUAUUGUUCAAGGGUUCGAUAAAAGGGAAAUAUAGAUUUGUCCUAAAUGUUGCAUAAAAUAUCGCAAAGGUUAAAUCAUCAUUCAAAUAAGAUGCUUUUAAGCCCAAACGUUUUUGCACCUCUAUCGACGCUUGACCACGAUUGUUGGAUACAGGAAUUGCAACAGUAUUAUUGAAAAGUUUGAGUUCUCUUUCAAUUUCAUCAAAAUCUAAUCGAAUUACUCUAUCAUCCCAUCCAUCAUGUUGUGAAAUAUCUUCUAAUACUCUAGUUACUACAUCCGCCCAAUAAACUUUAUUGAUCAAGAUCGGCAAUAACGAGUUGAAAAGAUCGUCGAUUGUCUUGAUUUGACGCCCGUAAAUUGGCAACGUAAGAUAGCUUUGGUAGACGGAUAAGAUGCCGUUCAUUACAAUUAAUCCCGCAAAUGUUAACGGCACUAAGACGCAAACGUCUGCACAUGGAAGUUGGUUGUAUCUGACAGUUACGUUGUCAUUCAUUAACAGAUUCCCGACGACCGCAACAUGUCGGUGAAAGUAAAUUUUGUUUGUUCGCAAAUAGCAAGAAGUGGUGAGCAGGAGUGAUGCAGCAAUGAUUGUAACAAAAAUGCAAAUGAAGAUGAGCUCCCAUGUCGCAUUUGCUAAAUAUGUCACAAUGCUCGAAUAUGGCAACGCAUGUGGAACCAUCAACAUAAAAGUAACUUUACGAUGCGGGUAGACGGGAAACAACUGCACUUCAUCGUAAAUCCCCACUUGUUGUUUCAAAAUGUCUUCGUCCAUUUUGGUUAUCGAUAGAUUUCGAUACUCUUCCGCACUUAGUUCAGUAUCCAAUUUUGAUGCAUUAAAAGCGACCGUAAUAGAGCGACAAAAUUCCUCCUCAAGAUGACUAACAGCAGCGUUAUUUAUGAUUCCAAACCGUAAUGGAUGCCCGCGAAAAUUUGGUACGCUGUCGGAAAAAUAAUUCUGAAAUGACUUGCUACCGUCAACGGUCGUAACUUUGAACACUAUCAGAACUUUGAACGAAAAAUUAAAACGAAAUUUGAUGUCUCAUAUCUUGUAAAUAAAAAUUAAUUUUCAAAAAACCUUUCAUUCAAAUUGUUGGUUGAAAGUCAGUUGCAGCAAAUUAACAAUAAUAAUCAAAAACCUAAGCAACCGAGAAUUUUAUAAUUCAAAAAUUGAUUGGCGCGGUCAUAUCGGUUCCGUACGUUGUUCGCAAAGAGACCAUUUUUUUUAAAUACUUUUCGGAUGUAUUUCAUUAAAAUUCUUUUUGAGAUGUGUUCAGUAAACAUUAAAAUCAAUUGCGACUGGAAAUAAUUAAAUUUUUCGUCCUCGUUAGUGUUAUAAAGUAAAGUAAGUUGGAUGCCUACACAAAACACGCAAAUUUUUCAAAACUUUGAACAGAUACAAAUCGACCUUAUUUCCAGCACGCAAUGCCUAGUCAUAAAAAACCCAACGAUCGUAUGAUUCGUCGAUACAAGAAUUACUCCGAUGAAUUUCUAUCCAAGAUCAUCACCGAGAUUGCAAAUGGCAAGAUCACCCUAAACAAAGCGUCGAAGAAAUACGGCAUUUCGAAAGGAACUCUGAGUCACAAAAUCAACAAGAAACACGUCAGAAGCGUUGGACGUUCUCGGCUGUUGUCAUUGAUGGAAGAGAAGAUCAUCGUCAAGCAUGUGGUUACCGUGUCCGAAUGGGGCUUCCCAUUCACUCAAAUGGACUUAUGCCAACUGACCAAGUUAUAUUUGAACAAGUCGAACCGGCAGGUCUCUCAGUUCAAAGACAAUAUGCCUAGCGUACAAUGGGCUCGGCGGUUCCUUAAAGCAUACAAAUUGGACGUCAGUUUGAAAUAUUGUCAGAACAUUAAACGAAGUAAAGCUGGGUUGACAGAAGAAGCUAUGGAGCAGUAUUUCAACAAUUUGAAGGAGACUCUGACCAACGACGAUGGAACAAUGAUACCCCCUGAAAAUGUCUACAAUUACGACGAAACCAAUUUAUCGGAUGAUCCCGGAGUGAAAAAAUGUAUUUUCAAGCGCGGUGUCAAGUAUCCAGAGCGCAUUUGUGAUACUAGCAAGGCCAGCACCUCUAUAAUGUUCUGUGGAAGUGCCACUGGCAAGAUGCUUCCUCCAUACGUCGUUUACAAGGCCAAACACCUGUACCCUACUUGGAUGGAAGGUGGUCCACCGGAUACGAGAUACAACCGAAGUAAGUCAGGAUGGUUCGACGCUGCCAUAUUCGCUGAUUGGUUCGCCAGUAUGUUCGUUCCUUUCGUACGAAAGCAAAAACACAUCGGCAAGGUAGUUGUGAUCGGUGACAAUUUGACCAGCCAUUUCUCGGCAGAAGUUCUGUCAUUAUGUGAGAGCAAUAAGAUUGCUUUCGUUUGUCUUCCGACUAACUCAACGCACAUGACGCAGCCAUUGGAUGUGGCAUUUUAUGGUCCACUAAAGAAAUCAUGGCGUGGAAUUUUGGAUGAGUGGAAGAAAGGUCUGCAAAAGAAGUCUCAAACAGUCACGAAGGAAUCGUUUCCCGGACUCCUCAAAAAACUGCACGAACACGUUACAAACAACGACACCUCUUCCAAAAAUUUGGUCGCUGGAUUUAAGAAGUGCGGUAUUUAUCCGUUGAAUCCAUCCGAAGUCAUUGACAGAUUGCCGAAAUACAGUGAAGCCGAGAAUAUUUCUGAGAAUGUGUCGAUGGCUGUUAUGGACAUGCUUCAAGAUUUGCGGAAUGGUGUUUGUAAACAAACGAAAGCGAAGCGACGAAAAAUCGAUGUACAGCCUGGAAAAAGUGUCAGCCUCGAGGAUAUAUUGCUGAAUCAGACUGUUGACAUUCAGGCAUCAACUGGCGAAAUCGAAUCGAACGGUGACAAUGAAGAUUUGGAUGGAAACAUAUUGGAAGAAUCUGACAGCGACGAGGACAAUGUUCGGACGACCGCAAGAAAAUCGGCAAAGAGUAAAACGCCUCGGAAAGUUAAACGCAAAACAAUUGGAGUUCUGAAACCCAAAACGAAGCCACCAAAGGCAAAAUCGAAACCAAAAAAGUCUUCCAAGGAUGAUACAAGCGGCCGCGAUACCCUACCACUAUCGUCGAUCACUGCAGAGUCCAAGUUCCAUUCAAUUAAUGCUGGUGCCUUUUCAAGUGUCUCAAAAGAUGCAAACAAAACUUCAACGGGAGAAAACGGUAUCAGCGCUGCGACAGGUUCUGUACAAAAUCUGCAACCUUUCGACUUCGUCAUCGUUGAAUUUUUUGUUCCACAAACUAAACGCUUCAAACACUUCAUCGCGAAAGUGGUUCAGGUUAAUUCUGACUUCCACAAGGUUAUAUUUUUGCAGCAUCACAAGUCACGAUUCUUCUGGCCAGAUUUCUUAGAAGAACGAAAUAUUUUAACAAGCCAGGUGCGCAAAACGUUGACAGCGCCGGUGCAGAAAGGGGAAGACAUUGUGUUCAAUAAGGUUGAAAUUUUGGACUUCAAUUUUAAAUAGAUUGAUCACGCCUGUUAUAUUGAAUAACUUGUAUGGUAAAAAAAUGAUACUCCCCUCAAUAUAGGGGAAAUUGUAUGGACUUAAAGAAAAAUGAUACUCCCCUCAAUAGAGGGGAAAUUGUAUG
Molecule: messenger RNA, 4247 nt
Organism: Bradysia coprophila
Lineage: Eukaryota; Metazoa; Arthropoda; Insecta; Diptera; Sciaridae
Cellular component (GO): nucleus
Molecular function (GO): DNA binding
Source: RefSeq, a predicted model, not a curated record